Molecule: messenger RNA, 2966 nt
Organism: Helianthus annuus (common sunflower)
Lineage: Eukaryota; Viridiplantae; Streptophyta; Magnoliopsida; Asterales; Asteraceae
Product: putative pentatricopeptide repeat-containing protein At3g01580
Exons: 1
Coding region: 136-2532 (798 amino acids)
Biological process (GO): RNA modification
Molecular function (GO): protein binding; RNA binding
Source: RefSeq, a predicted model, not a curated record
AGAAAAAGAAAACGAUAGGCAAUAAAAUCCCUUGUUUUUUAAACGGCAACAUUCUGAAACCCGCGCCUGUGUGGAGUUCUCUUCUAGGGUUUGCUAGAAGUUGAUGUUAAAAUUAACCUUCUUUUUCGUGUAAUUAUGCACCCCUUCUCAAUUGGAAUCAAAACUUUCAAGUAUAUAACCCCCUUAUUCCCAAUCAAAUCUCACUCUCUUCACUUCUCCAACUUAUGUGCACGAAAAACACCUUCAAAUCCAUCCCUUUUAGCAGAAAAACUGGCGUAUUCAUUAGAUUGGUGUCAAGAUAUUCAUUCUUUAAAAAAACUUCACGCUUGCACAAUCAUUCAAGGUCUUGGAACCAACACUUUUCUGGGUUCUAAGCUUCUAAAUGCCUAUGCUUUUCUUGGGUUGUUAACUGAAUCAAGAUCGGUUUUUAUUGGAAUAAAUAACGGCAAUUUUUCUCUUUUGAAUUCAGUUUUUGUUGGGUAUUUUAAGGCUGGUGAAUUUCAUGAAGUUCUAAGGGUUUAUUUAUAUUUCAAGCAAAGAAAAAUUGUGGUACAUGGUUCAGCAUUUACAUUUAGUUUGAAGAGUUGCAUUCAGUUGUGUAGACUGGAACUUGGAAAAGCUAUUCAUGUUGAUGUUUUGAAGUUUGGUUUAAAUACGGAUCGGUUUGUGGGUUCUUCUUUGAUUGGGUUUUACUCCAUGUAUGAAGAUAUGGUGGAUGCACGCAAGGUGUUUGAUGAAAUAACUGAGAGAGAUAUUGUUGCAUAUACGUCUUUGAUAACUGGUUAUACUCAAACCGGUGAUCAUCAUGCUGCUUACAAGGCGUUUGCUGUUGUUCAACGUAUGCGGGAUGACAACCUGGAACCAAACCGUGUGACUUUGGUGAUGUUACUGCAGGCAGCAUCGAAGCUGCGGUUGCUAAAUUACGGGGAGUUGAUCCAUGCAUAUGCAAUUAGAAGAGGAAUCAAUUGUUUUGAUGAAGUAUUCAAAACAAGUCUUAUGGACAUGUAUAUGAAGUGCGGUGCGCCACAUAAGGCUACCGUGGUUUUUAGUCAAAUCAGUACAAAGUCAACUGCUUGUUGGAACGUAUUGAUUGACGGUCAUUUGAAAUCGUGUCAGCCUUUUGAAGCCUUGAAUCUUUUCUCUCUCAUGGCUCAAGACGAUCACGAAUUUGAUCUAAUUACUUUAGCAAAUGGGGUUCGAAGCUGUGCUAAUUUGGGCUUGUUACGGGUCGGUAAGAGUAUCCAUGGUUAUAUGUUUAGAACCGGAGUUCAGCUUGAUGUCGUCACAAACACAGCUCUGAUUGAUAUGUACUCAAAAUGUAACAACUGUGGCAAAGCUACGGAAAUUUUCGAUGCCAUGAAAAACAAAGAUGUCAUUUCCUUUAAUGUGAUGAUGGCUGGUUAUCUCCAAAAUGGUUAUGCUUGUGAAGCAAUCAAAUUAUUCCACAACAUGAGAAGAUCCGGUUUGACCGAAAACGAAGCGACUGUUUUGACCAUAGUUUCUGCGUUUUCUGAUCUGAAAAAUAUUAGACAAGGUAGAAGCAUCCAUGGAUAUGUGAUUACACAUGGAUUUGAGUCUAAAACCGAUAUCGCUAAUCAGAUUAUGUACUUGUAUGUAAAAUGUGAUUAUAUAGACUACGCAAGGCAAGUCUUUGAUCAAAUAAAACACAAAGAUUUGGUAUCUUGGACGUCAAUGAUGAGGGGUUACGAGAAUCUUGGCCAUGCUAAUGAAGUGAUAACAUUGUUUUACAAAAUGAUGAACUUGGAAAAACAACCGAACCCUGAUUUGGUCACUUUAACGUGUUUGCUUCAAGCAUUUUCUCGGCUCGGGUGUCUUAAACAAAUCAAGGAGAUUCAUUGUCAUGUGAUUCGCUUAUUGAUGGAGAAUGAAAUCACGAUCAUGAACUCUCUACUAACUAAUUACAGUAAAUGUGGAAUGUACAAAACAUCAAGAGAUUUGUUUGGUCAAAUGGGUACCAAGUGUAUAGCUUCAUGGAACACAAUGAUAGCUGCAUCAGGGAUGCACGGUGAUUGUUUUGGUGCGCUUGAAUUAAUCAACGGGAUGAAAAAAGAAAAUAUCGUUCCGGACGAGGUGACCUUCAUGUCAGCGCUAUCUUCUUGCAGUCAUGCUGGUUUAAUAGAAGAAGGUUUAAAUCUUUUUAAGAUGAUGAAAGAGGAAUAUGGGCUUGUUCCUGGUGAAGAGCAUUAUGGUUGUGUGGUUGACUUGUUGGGCCGAGCUGGUCAACUUAAGGAUGCGUUUGACUUUUUGAAAUGUGUUCCACCAACACAGAGUGGUUCUGCACUUGGUGCACUGGUGGCUGCGUGUAGGGUUCAUGGAAACAAUGAAAUGGGUGAGGGUUUAGGUAGGUGGCUCUUGGAUCUUGACCCUGAAAAUUCAAGUUCUUAUGGGUUGGUUUCGAACUUGUAUGCAGAAAGGGAAAGAUGGAAUGAGGCUGCACAUAUAAGAGCUACAGCAAAGCAGAGAGGCUUGAAGACGACUGCUGGUUUUAGCUUGAUAGAAAUAGAUCGGUAAGAGCUACUGCACUAGUGUGUUCAAAGAUUGUCGCUUAUCAUCAUUGGUAAUAUAACGGGCUACAUCUGCGUCACCGUGUGCAAGGAUUAGAGACGUUUAUACGUUGAAGGUAGUGCCCCUGUCCAGGUUUCUAACUUUUUCUUCACUUAUGAGGGUCCGGGAUAAGGGGUUGAACUUUGAAGAGCCUUAUCGGAUGUGUGGGUCUGUGGGAUGUGAAAUCCGAAUUGUGGAUGAAGCAAAACAGUGAGAUUAUGAGUAUUAUUCGAUCGCGAAAGAUGCCAAGUCAAGAGACAUUUAUAAGCUGUCAUUCUAUUUUGAUAUUUGGACCGGUCUUGGUGAUUAUCAAGAUUUUGAGACGGCUUCUGAAGAGGAUGCAAUUGUAUGAUAAUCUAAUACACUUCAACACGAUUUAUGAUACAAGGUCUUAAGUAAUC